GGAGAGAGGAGGUGGUUUUAGCACCGCUUCAAGAACCAGAGAGAAGACAAGAUAUUCAGCCGGUGUGAAAAUCAUGGACGAAUACGACGAUUAUUCCUACUCGGGAGAUUACCCCAACGCCUCCUCCUCCUACUCUCCCUUUGAGGAAAUCUACUGCGACGUUCCUCAUUUGCCGUGGGGCUGGAUCGUGCGCUGCAUCCUGUACUGCGUGGUCCUCUCGCUCGGCGUGCCGGGCAACGUGCUCCUCAUGGGGGCGCUGUGGGUCCGGCACCGCUUUCACUGGAGGCCCGUGGAGCUCUUCAUGAUCAAUCUGGCUUUCUCCGACCUGCUCUUCCUCCUGGUCCUGCCCCUCUGGCUGGACAGCGAGAUCUCCGGAGGCCGGUGGCGCACCGGUUGGUUCUCCUGCCUGGCGAGUUCCUACACGGCCUCCCUGAACAUGCACGCUGGCAUUUUCUUUCUCACCGCCAUGAGCGUUGACAGGUACCUAGCGGUGGUGCGCUCUGACAUCUACCGACGAAUCACGCACGUUUACAACAAGAACCUGAUCUCCGCGGCGUGCUGCGUCUCCGUGUGGAUUGUCUCCGUGCUCCUGGCCCUCCCCGUGCUGUUCGAGCGAGAGCACGCGAAGACCUACGACUCCUGGCGCUGCCGCAACGCGGAUCCUUCCCAGCGCCGCCUCGCCUCCCCCCUCCUCGGCUCCGCGGCUUUCUUUCUGCCAUUGCUUAUCGUUCUCUACUGCUAUUGCUGUAUCACCAAGACGCUGUGCCACCACUAUCACCGGACGCUCACGCAGGACAAGAAGCUGCGGCGUUCUUUCCGCAUCGUCUUCCUGGUGGUCGCCGUGUUCGUUUUCUCCUGGGUCCCCUUCAAUGCUUUCAAGCUGCUGGCUGUGGUCGAGGAAAUGUCCCUCCGCCGUUCCUGCCUGGCGACAAAAGUCGCUCAACUCGGACUGCAGGUCACCGUGCCCCUCGCUUUCGCCAACAGCUGCGCUAACCCGGUCAUCUACGCCUGUACCGACGCCUCGUUGCGCCAGGCGGCACUCAAGGGUUUUUGCCCCCGGCUCCACGCCGUGUUUGAAACGGGGAGCGUCUCGCGUACGUCGGACACCAGUCUGCCCCACAGUCAGCUGUCGUGGAGAGACAGAGAUAGGCAGGGCAAUUCUAUAAGCCUCGUGCAGCUGAGGGGUUAGGAUGAAUGGUGUAGUAAUAAUAAAAGGGAAGCUGAGUCACGUGACUCGUGUCUCCCGCACGAUUGGCUGAUUCAGUCAGUCAGUCCUCCUGAUGCAAUGAAAAGAGCGCGAGGAAAUGUUUUUUUUUUUUAUUUAUUAAGAACUAUUUCUUUUAAGACGAAGACGACAACGCAUGACUUGACUGUGGAACCAAACACAAGCGAAGCCACACACACACACACACACACACACACACACACACACAGACACACACACAGACAAACACACUGACACACACACUGACACUCACACAGACACACACACACACACACACACACACACACACGCUGACACACACACUGACACACACUGACACACACUGACACACACACUGACACUCACACACACACUGACACACACUCACACACACACUGACACACACACACACACUGACACACAGACACACACACCGACACACACUGACACACACACAGACACACACACACACACAGACACACACACACAGACACACACACGCUGACACACACACUGACACUCACAGAGACACACUCACACACACACUCACACACACACUCACACACUGACACACACACACACACACACUGACACACACACACUGACACACACACACACACUGACACUCACACACACACUGACACACACUGACACACACACACACUGACACACACACACACUGACACACACACACACUGACACACAGACACACACUGACACACAGACACACACACUGACACACAGACACACACACUGACACACACUGACAAA
Acipenser ruthenus (sterlet) is the source of this 1975-nucleotide messenger RNA. RefSeq names its product G-protein coupled receptor 15-like. Gene Ontology annotation, biological process: G protein-coupled receptor signaling pathway. The record is from RefSeq and is a predicted model, not a curated record. The transcript has 3 exons. Bases 74 to 1189 code for a protein of 371 amino acids. NCBI's taxonomy places the organism in Eukaryota, Metazoa, Chordata, Actinopteri, Acipenseriformes, Acipenseridae. Gene Ontology annotation, cellular component: membrane. Gene Ontology annotation, molecular function: G protein-coupled receptor activity.